CUAGUAGUAACAACUCCAUCUACCUACCAUCCACAAUAUACUUUCUCCUCCUAAACCCACAUCUUAUUAAAAGCACCGAAGUAUUUACAAAAUGACCAACGACACCAAAUCCCCCGAAGGAUCCCCCUCCCCCCUCCGCCCCAUAACCCGCUGCAUAACCGGCCACAACCCGCAAACCGGCCAAGCGAUCAUCGAGCGGGACACCCUCAACGAAUGGCAAAGCUUCCCCGACCACGGCAUGGCCUUCAACGUCGUCUACUCGACAAACUCCAUGCCCGCCAACCUCGCCCAAGACGCGGACCUGACCGCCCACGACGCCACCAUCGCCUCCGGCAAGCUGGGCCUCGUCCCACCCGGCGGCACGGUCUGUCGCGUGGUGGACUUUGCGCCGGGGAACCCGUGUGUGGUGCACCGCACGCGCAGUCUUGAUAUUGGUGUUAUUGUGGAGGGGACGGUUGAGAUGGUGCUUGAUUCGGGGGAGAGGAAGGUGCUCGGGAGGGGGGAUGUCGUUGUGCAGAGGGCUACUAUGCAUGGGUGGGCGAAUCCGAGUCAGACGGAGUGGGCGAGGGUGAUGUUUGUAUUGCAGGAUAUUGAGCCGUUUGAGGUUGCGGGGAAGGAGGUUGUCGAGGAAUUGGGCGAGGCGAGGGAUGUUGUGAAGUCGAGUGGGAAUUGAUUGUUGGUUGGUUUGGGUACUUGUUUGAUCUGAUGUUGUGGCUGGGUUUGUUUAUGUAUAGCUGUGGAUCUGAUGGGAAGUAUAGCCAUGAGAUUGUGGUGUAGUGACAUUAUCUGCCAUACAGAUAGUAACCAUGUCUUGGUAUAUUAUAUACAUCACCGUCUUAUACUAUGUCUGGUCUAGAAG
Molecule: messenger RNA, 859 nt
Organism: Aspergillus campestris IBT 28561
Lineage: Eukaryota; Fungi; Ascomycota; Eurotiomycetes; Eurotiales; Aspergillaceae
Product: cupin domain-containing protein
Exons: 1
Coding region: 92-673 (193 amino acids)
Source: RefSeq, a predicted model, not a curated record